AUGGAAAUAGUUGAAUCCGAGAUGGCUACGAAACCUGAAGGCGAUGACAAGCUGAAAGAGUUAAUGACUAUAACAAUCCCUAUUGUGAUUGCACCAGGCCAACAGUGCUAUUGUGGACAGUGUCGUGAUUAUUCGGUAGCUGAAUUUCAAUGCAGCCAUUGUUAUCACUGGUUCCAUCAACAAUGCAUUAACUUUGAUGUUGGUCCAGCUAUUCCCUUCAUGACUGCUUACCAUUUCAUGUGUAAAAAGUGUAAUAAUUCUCAAGAAGAGGUUUUCACAAAGAAACAAGCUAAUUAUGCUAGCAUGUGUCAGACUGUUAUUGCUAAUCUGAUGUGCGCCAGCAAUGGUCGGAGUUAUUUCUCACUUGAAAAAGAAGUCAUUCCUUUUCUCGAUCGAAAUUGGGACAUAUUUACCUCUCAACCUCGUCGCUCUGGUAGUUCGUGGCCGGGUGUUCUUCAUAAGGCUCUUGUUGGCAAUGAGCUAUUCAAUGUUGUUGAUGAAGGUGCUGAAAGUGUUGUCUGUCUCUCGUGCCAAGAACUGAGUACAAUUGGGCCCAGUUAUGAGCGAUUCCGUGCUCUAACCAGUCAACUUAAAACCAGUGUGAGCAAACGCAGCGCUCAUUCUAUUCAGGGGAGUGAUGUUUCUUUGCAGAGUGUCGGAGACGGUUCUUCACUGAUCACCGGCGACAAUCUAGAAAACAAUUUAGGCCUGGGAAAGUCCCUUCGUAAGGGCUCCAUCGCUGGGUCUGGAGGCCAGGUGGGUCAAUCUCAAGGUCGUGAAGGUGGCGGUGGUGGUGGUGGUGGGGGAAAUGUCCGUUCAACUCGUCGGGCUACUGCUGCGGCUGUUGCAGCUGGUGGUGGUGGUUCGGGAAUUUUCGGUGCGUCAGAGAAGGAUGAUGCUAAAACCAAGUUGACCCAAUUUGGUUUUCCCGUGGAUCAUCCACUGAACACAGAAAACUAUCGCUAUUCACUUGUGGAAGUGGAUCCCCAUGCCAAAUAUCGUAAACAGUGGGAAGAAAGCGAAUAUACAGCAGGCAAGCCAAUUCCAGGCUACUUUUAUCGAGUCGUUCUCUAUCCAAAAGUAGUUCUUUCCCUGCACGAUCGAGCCCAAAAAAUGAAACUUUCCGAGUCUCAGACUGUGGUGACAGGUGAAAAGGGCUACUCUAUGAUUCGUGCUACACACAGUGUGCAUACGGGAACCUGGUACUUUGAAGCAACUAUUACGGAACAGUCUGAAGGCGCAGCUACAAGAAUUGGAUGGUCGCAAAUCAUGGCUACCCUACAAGCCCCCUGUGGCUUUGACAAGUUCAGCUACUCUUGGCGAUCACGUAAAGGAACAGUGUUUCACAACUCUCGAGGCAAGCACUACGCUGAGGAAGGGUACACCAAAGGCGAUGUCAUCGGGUGUCUUAUACAUCUCCCCAAAGUCUCCUCAUCUGAUAUGAUACCCUCCUCCAAGUGUGUCUAUGGCAUUCCUACUGGCCCUGUUAAACACGGAAAGUCUGGGACAAAGGGUGAAUUCGUGAAGAUUAAACCAUUUUCCGAAGGCUCUCUGGCUAAUUACCUAACCGAUUCCUAUAAAGAUAGGCCAGUCAUCCGAUUCAAGCAUAUCUACUACUUUGAGGAUAUUCUGGGUGAUGCGAAGAAGGUGGAAAAACAGCUUAAACCACUGCCCCAGAGCUCGAUUACCUUCUAUCGAAAUGGCGAGUGCUUGGGAACGGCUUUCCGGGAUAUCUAUGCUGGUGUCUACUUCCCAACUAUCUCAAUCUACAAGUCAGCGUCAGUGGCGGUGAAUUUCGGUCCUGAUUUCAGGUUUCCCCCUCCGGAGUCGGAAAAUUGGUUACCAUUUCUCAAUUAA
Rodentolepis nana is the source of this 1857-nucleotide messenger RNA. Lineage: Eukaryota; Metazoa; Platyhelminthes; Cestoda; Cyclophyllidea; Hymenolepididae. The record is from the annotation of a GenBank genome assembly.